This is a messenger RNA of Castor canadensis (American beaver), 1881 nucleotides long. It is a transcript of the gene Znf461, whose product is annotated as zinc finger protein 461. Gene Ontology annotation, molecular function: DNA-binding transcription factor activity, RNA polymerase II-specific; RNA polymerase II cis-regulatory region sequence-specific DNA binding. Gene Ontology annotation, biological process: regulation of transcription by RNA polymerase II. The record is from RefSeq and is a predicted model, not a curated record. NCBI's taxonomy places the organism in Eukaryota, Metazoa, Chordata, Mammalia, Rodentia, Castoridae.
GGUGGGAUGGCAUUCUGAGCGUGUGGCCUCCCUUGGAAUCUGAGUCAGAACUUGGUCCAGAGACCUUCCUGAGGAUGCCGAAUGCGAAGAGUCCGGAGCCCUUAAGACCGUGGAAGAGCAAUUUCUCUCGCCUCUCAUCUGGCAACACCUUUGGACUGAGUUUCUUUUAGAAUGGAACCCAGAAAAGGAUUAAUUCAUUCAUUCACCUCUAAAAUAAGUCAUGGCCCAUGGGUUGGUGUCAUUCAGAGAUGUGGCUAUAGACGUCUCUCAGGAAGAAUGGGAAUGCCUGAACCCCACUCAGAGGAAUUUGUACAAAGAUGUGAUGUUGGAGAACUAUAGCAACUUGGUUUCACUUGGACUUUCUGUCUCUAAGCCAGAUGUGAUCUCCUCAUUGGAGCAAGGGAAGCAGCCCUGGAUGGUUGUGAGGGAAAUGACAAGAAGACAGUGCUCAGAUUUGACAUCCAGAGAUGAACCUAAGAAGUUAUCUCUAAAAAGUGACAUUUAUGAAACAAAAUCAUCCCAGUGGGUUAUUUUGAAGCAAUUUAAAAGCCACAGUCCUGAGAGAUCCAUUUUCAGAGAUAUUUGGGAAAGCAAACAAGGACAGCAAGAGGACUAUUUCAGGCAAUUGAUCAUCAACCAUGAAAACAUGCCCAUGGUCAGCCAACAUACUUCAUUCAUACAAGAAUUUUAUGAUAGAGAGAAAAUCUCUGCAUGUAAAAAAUGUAGAAAAAACUCCAAUUACCAUUUAUUCUUUAGUCACCACAAAGCUCAUUCUAAGGAACUUUCUGAAUAUAAGGGUUGCACAGAAAUUACUAAUACACCAUUCCUUGUUAAACAGAAAAUCCAAAAUGGGGACAAGUGUAAUGAGUAUAAGGCAUGUUGGAAGACCCUUGUUCACUGUCCACAACUUAAACAACAUUUGAGAAUUCAUAAUGGUGAAAAACGCUAUGACUGUCAAGAAUGUGGGAAGGCCUUUAAUUAUGGCUCAGAGCUAAUUCUGCAUCAGAGGAUUCACACUGGUGAGAAACCGUAUGAAUGCAAGCAAUGUAGGAAAGCCUUUAGACAGCGAUCACAACUUACUCAACAUCAGAGACUUCAUACUGGUGAAAAACCAUAUGAAUGUAAACAGUGUGGGAAAACGUUCAUUCGUGGCUUUCAACUUACUGAACAUCUGCGACUCCAUACUGGUGAGAAGCCCUAUGAAUGUAAAGAAUGUAGAAAGACUUUCAGGCAUCGCUCACACCUUACCAUACAUCAAAGGAUUCACACUGGGGAGAAACCCUAUGUAUGUAGGGAAUGUGGAAAGGCCUUUAGUUAUCAUUCAAGCUUCUCUCACCAUCAGAAAAUUCAUUCUGGCAAGAAGCCUUACGAGUGUAAUGAAUGUGGAAAGGCCUUUUGUGAUGGCUUACAACUUACCCUACAUCGGAGGAUUCAUACUGGUGAAAAACCCUACGAGUGUAAGGAAUGUGGGAAAGCUUUUAGACAGUGUUCACACCUCAAAAGACAUCAGCGAAUUCAUACUGGUGAGAGACCUCAUGAAUGUGUGAUAUGUGGGAAAGCCUUUAAACUUCAUUCACAUCUGACUCAACAUUAGAGAAUUCAUACUGGGGAAAACCCUAUGAAUGUAAGGAGUGUGGGAAGGUCUUUAGCUAUCAUUCGAGCUUCUCACAUCAUCAAAGAAUGCAUUCAGGAAAGAAGCCUUAUGAAUGUGUCAAGGCUUCUAAUCAUGGCUUACAACAGUGUACAUCAGACAGUUCAUACUAAUGAGAAACUGGUAAGGUUUUCUCUCCUUCCUCCACACCCAAGUCUACCAUCAUGAAGUUAUUUUUUGAGAUACACAUUUUCUUUGUUUACUUUCAGGAAAUAUUGCUAAAACAUUGC